GAGAGUGGCCGUUUCAACGGCCUUCUCCAUCUCAAAAUUCUUGUUGGUCUUCAACUUGAACCAUUUCCUUUCCUUCUAUUCUAGACCCCCAUUUAUUUUCUUACUUUCUCUCCAUUUUCUCGGGAAAAUAAGAGCCUGGAAACAAUUAAGAAUUCCCAUGUUUUUUUCUGAAAAAAAUAAAUAUAUUAUAGUACAUUCUUUAGCCUGCAUCACCAUCGUUGUGUUGCUCUUUUCAUUUUCAUAAUCAUUCAAAAACGGUGCGUGUUGUUUUCAGGCCAUAAGGUAAUACCAGCAAGAUUUUCAUUUAUACGUUUUUUUGGUUCUUCCAAGUUUUCAAUUUGUAACGUUAAAUUUUUAUACUUUUUAUUUAUUUAUUUAUUUAUAAAGAUGCAACACAAUAUAUUUACAACAAUGCGUAGUUUAAAACUCAUAGAUGGUUGUAAAGGGACCCAGGUGUUCACCAUCAAUCCCACCAGCAGCAGCGGCGCUGCUGGUGGUGGUGGUGGUGGUGGUGGUGGUGGUGGUGGUAGUGGUGGUGUAGGGGAUAAGUUACUGCAUCACCUUCAGGACCAUUUGAGAGUUAAUUCAAUUCGAUCAAAAUCGAGUCGAACUUAUCAAGCUCCAACCCAGAUUCCAAGUAUUGUAACAGAGGCAGCUCUUCCGUAUGGAUUACCUAUUACAGAUCUUAUUGAGCCCCAGAUUGAACCUUGUCUCAAAUCCGUUGAUUGUGUUGAGACAUUUGCUGAUUUGUAUCGUAGGAUUGAAAGUUGUCCCCAGUUUGAGAAAACAGGCGUGUAUUUAGAACAAUGUGCUAUAUUCAAAGGAUUGCCUGAUCCCGAAUUGUUUCGGAGGAGUCUCCGAUCAGCCAGACAGCAUGCCGUUGAUGUGCACACAAAGAUUGUUUUGGCUGCGUGGUUGAGGUAUGAGAGGAGAGAAGAUGAACUUAUUGGCACAACUUCAAUGGAUUGUUGUGGAAGAAAUCUUGAAUGUCCUAAUGCUAGUUUGGUGUCCGGAUAUGAUCCUGAGUCGAUUUACGAUCCUUGUUUAUGCACUAGAGGUUCAAGAGGAGAGUUUGAUGAUGAUAUUUUUAUGGGGGAUGAGGAGUGUUCAACUUCUGAUGAAGAUGGGGACAUGUCAUUUUGUAUUGGAAAUGAAGAGAUUAGGUGUGUGCGCUACAAUUUUGCCUCAUUGUCGAGACCAUUUAAGAGAAUGUUGUAUGGUGGGUUUAUAGAGUCAAGAAGGGAGAAGAUAAAUUUAUCACUGAAUGGGUUUUCAGUGGAGGCAGUGAGGGCUGCUGAGAUAUUUAGCAGGACAAAAAGGUUAGAUUUUUUGGAUCCACAUAUUGUUUUGGAGCUCCUUUGUUUUGCUAACAGGUUUUGUUGUAAUGAGAUGAAGUCAGCUUGUGAUUCUUAUUUGUCAUCUCUGGUUUUCAACAUGGAGGAUGCUUUGUUGUUGAUUGAAUAUGGAUUGGAGGAGACUGCCUAUCUUCUUGUGGCUGCUUGCUUGCAGGUGCUUUUAAGAGAGCUUCCCAGUUCGAUGCACAAUCCUAGUGCAAUGAGAAUCUUUUCAAGUGCAGAGGUGAGGGAAAAAUUGGCUGUGGUUGGGCAUGCUUCAUUUCUGUUGUAUUAUUUCUUAAGCCAGAUUGCUAUAGAGGAAGACAUGAAAUCAAACACAACCGUGAUGCUUUUAGAAAGACUAGGGGAGUGUGCGACUGAAAGUUGGCAAAAACAACUUGCAUUUCAUCAGUUAGGUGUUGUGAUGCUUGAAAGGAAUGAGUAUAAAGAUGCGCAAAACUGGUUCAAGGCUGCUGUUGAGGCUGGUCAUAUUUAUUCUACAGUGGGUGUUGCAAGGACAAAGUUCAAGCGUGGGCACAAGUAUUCAGCAUAUAAGCUAAUGAACUCGCUCAUUUCUGAUUAUAAUCCAGUUGGGUGGAUGUAUCAAGAACGUUCUCUUUAUUGUAUUGGGAAAGAGAAGAUGAUGGAUUUGAGCACUGCAACUGAAUUGGAUCCAACUCUUUCUUAUCCGUACAAGUAUCGAGCUGUUUUGUUGGUGGAGGAAAACAAGUUCCAGGAAGCCAUCUCAGAAAUCAACAGAAUAAUUGGUUUUAAGGUCUCUCCUGACUGCCUUGAAUUGCGAGCUUGGAUUUCUAUUGCCCUCAAGGAUUAUGAAGGAGCUCUUAGAGAUGUCCGGGCACUUUUGACUUUGGACCCAACUUACAUGAUGUUUUACAGGCAACUGCACUGUGACAAAGUGGUAGACACUUUACAACCACUUGUUCAGCAGUGGAGUCAGGCUGAUUGCUGGAUGCAGCUGUAUGAUCGAUGGUCCUCUGUUGAUGAUAUUGGUUGCUUGGCUGUUGUACAUCAUAUGUUGGCAAAUGAUCCUGGGAAGAGCCUUCUAUGGUUUAGGCAGUCUCUCCUUCUUUUCCGGCUAAAUUUUCAGAAGUCUGCAAUGCAUAGUCUACGGUGGGCUAGAAAUCAUUCCACGUCUGAGUAUGAGAGGCUUGUUUAUGAAGGAUGGCUAUUGUAUGACAGUGGUCAUCGUGAAGAAGCACUAGCUAAGGCGGAGGAAUCUAUUGCUAUUCAGAGAUCAUUUGAGGCAUUUUUCCUUAAAGCCUAUGCGUUAUCAAAUUCAAGCACAGAUACUGAAUCUUUAAUAUAUGUGACUCAACUUUAUGAGGAAGCUCUAAGGUGUCCUUCAGAUGGCCUUCGAAAAGGACAAGCAUUGUAUAAUUUAGGUAAUGUCUAUAUAGACUGUGAAAAGCUGGAUCUUGCUGCCGAUUGCUUCAUGAAUGCAAUUAACAUCAAGCAUACUCGAGCUCAUGAGGGUCUUGCAAAAGUAUACUAUCUGAAAAAUCAACGCAAAGCUGCAUAUGAUGAGAUGACAAAGCUGAUAGAGAAGGCCCUGAAAAAAGCUACAGGUUAUGAGAAGCGUGCAGAGUACUGUGAUCCUGAUGCCGCAAAGAGUGAUCUUAGUAUGGCAACACAACUUGAUCCGACGAGGACAUUCCCAUACAGAUACAGGGCAGCAGUUCUAAUGGAUGACCACAAAGAAGCUGAAGCAAUGACAGAGCUUUCAAAGAUCAUAGCAUUCAAGCCAGAUCUGCUGUUGCUGCUACUUCAGCGAGCUUCGUUUCAUGACUCAAUGGGCGAUUUUAUCUCCACCAAAAGAGACUGCGAAGCAGCCCUCUGUCUUGAUCCCAGCCGUGACCUUGCUCUUGAACUCUACAAUAAAGCACAGGAGAGGCUUGAUGAACAACAACAAAAGUGAAAGUUUCAAGUUCAUGUUGGUCUUAUUUCUUCAUCGUCUUUAUGUGGGCAAUUUAUUUGUUGCCAACUCUUUUUCUUUUUCCAUUACACGGCCAAUGUUAGUCUGAGCAAAUUAUUUUUUAGAUUUUGUCUCUAGUACAUUCUACUGCAAAAUUGAUGGUCUGAGAGAGUAGGCACAGUUUGGAUCUUUCAGAGAGAAAAAAAAAAGAAAAAAGAAAGACACUAUAGAAGGAAGAAAUGAAAGUUCGAGGAGCAAGAACAUGUAAAUAUGUUUUCUGGGAUAUGGAUUUGAUCUAUUGAUAAUUUAAGUAUUGGUGCCAUUACCAUUGCCCCUUAUAAAACUCCAAAAUGGUGGUCAAAGAAACAACGUAAAUGAAAAAUGGCAGCUUGUGGUGAUGAAGUCCGUCUAUUGUAGAGUUUUACCGAUGUAUUUGUUUUUGUUUGUUUGUUUGUUUGUUUUUUUCUUCCGGGUACAUAACCAUGUAUUGCAACUUUUAUCAUGCUGUGCGUUGUAUUAUUUUACAAGCUCUGAAUUUUUCCCUUAAACAGAGAGAGAGA
Messenger RNA from Pistacia vera, 3827 nucleotides. Its product is annotated as ethylene-overproduction protein 1. Gene Ontology annotation, biological process: negative regulation of ethylene-activated signaling pathway. The coding region runs from base 388 to 3270 and encodes 960 amino acids. Lineage: Eukaryota; Viridiplantae; Streptophyta; Magnoliopsida; Sapindales; Anacardiaceae. Gene Ontology annotation, molecular function: protein binding. The transcript is spliced from 4 exons. The record is from RefSeq and is a predicted model, not a curated record.